UUUUCAACAUUUAAUGCAUCAACUUAUCGACCAACAACUCGUACUGUGAUGUUUCGUGGAUUUUUAGGCGAAAAAAAUAAUAGAAUUCAUGAAAAUGAAUUAACCGAAUAUUUAAAUUCCAUAUCAUCGGAAACUAGUUUGAAAGAAAUAAAUCCUGAAAUCGAGACAGAUUUAUUAGUUAUAACUACAGAUAUUAGAACGCCUAAAGUAAAACAUUUGCUAGAGAAUCCUGGGUUUGAAGUUUACGCAUAUGUAUUACCACCACCAACAAAUCCCAUUCUUACUCAUUUUCCAUCAGAUUUGUUGCUUCCUUAUUCUUUUUCCGUCAAUUCAACUUCUCUAAUUGAUCAAUUUGAUUGGGAACAAGAACGCAAAAGAUAUUGGUACGAAAUGUCUUCUGAUAUACGUGCGGGUUUUUUAAAGCCCCCAUCAGCACAAGAAAUAAAUGAAGGUGAAAUACAAAACGUAGUACAAGGACUUGAUCCAAUAGGUAAAAACAUGGAUGAAAAAUUGUUGGUUAAUAAAGCAUUAGAAAAUUUUGGAUUGGUGAUAAUGAAGGUUGAUUAUGUUGAUCAUCUUGAAUUAAAGCUUACACAUAACGAUAAUAGAACUAUUUGGAAACUUCAGAAAA
Messenger RNA from Racocetra fulgida, 631 nucleotides. NCBI's taxonomy places the organism in Eukaryota, Fungi, Glomeromycota, Glomeromycetes, Diversisporales, Gigasporaceae. The record is from the annotation of a GenBank genome assembly.